Molecule: messenger RNA, 6225 nt
Organism: Lepus europaeus (European hare)
Lineage: Eukaryota; Metazoa; Chordata; Mammalia; Lagomorpha; Leporidae
Gene: NCOA1
Product: nuclear receptor coactivator 1
Exons: 23
Coding region: 439-4761 (1440 amino acids)
Biological process (GO): cellular response to hormone stimulus; positive regulation of transcription by RNA polymerase II
Cellular component (GO): nucleus
Molecular function (GO): nuclear receptor binding; protein dimerization activity
Source: RefSeq, a predicted model, not a curated record
CACGGCCGCAGGGGAGCGCGGCGCCCGGGAGCGCGGCCCAGAGGCGGCGGCGGCAGAUCUAUUCACACUAAUGGAAAUGUAACUGGAACUGAUUCUAAUGAUACAAUCAAGGACCAUCAGACAAGAUCAUGCUGUAGUUACCUUUGCUUCCAGAUGAAGGCACUGACUCAUCAAGUUUCUACUUAUUCUAAGGUUUCUUUACAAGUGCAUCAGAGGAUGAAAAUUGCCUAAGAAAUCACCAAAUACUACUUUGAAGGAUUUGAAAUAAGCAGGUUGUUUGUACGAUUGGCCUUAAAUGCGACUAGAAGAGACUAGAGCCAUCCCUGGAAAACAUCAUCCCCCUUCCCCUAGAAGCUGCCUUGUGGAGCACUAGAUUUGACCAUAUCUCUUUUGAGGACUCAUGAACAAAGAAGUCUCCCAGGUGUGAAACUUUUCAACAUGAGUGGCCUUGGGGACAGUUCGUCCGACCCAGCUAACCCUGACUCGCAUAAGAGGAAGGGAUCGCCAUGUGACACACUGGCAUCCAGCACUGAAAAGAGGCGCAGGGAGCAAGAAAACAAAUAUUUAGAAGAACUAGCUGAGUUAUUGUCCGCCAACAUCAGUGACAUUGACAGCUUGAGUGUAAAACCAGACAAAUGCAAAAUUUUGAAGAAAACAGUCGAUCAAAUACAGCUAAUGAAGAGAAUGGAGCAAGAGAAAUCAACAACUGAUGAUGAUGUACAGAAAUCAGAUAUCUCUUCAAGUAGUCAAGGAGUGAUAGAAAAAGAAUCCUUGGGACCUCUUCUGUUGGAGGCUUUGGAUGGAUUCUUCUUUGUUGUGAAUUGUGAAGGGAGAAUUGUAUUUGUGUCAGAAAAUGUUACCAGCUACUUGGGGUACAAUCAGGAGGAACUGAUGAAUACCAGUGUCUACAGCAUCCUGCAUGUGGGUGAUCAUGCAGAGUUUGUGAAGAACCUGCUACCAAAAUCACUAGUAAAUGGAGUUCCUUGGCCUCAAGAGGCGGCACGACGAAAUAGCCAUACUUUUAACUGCAGAAUGCUAAUUCACCCUCCAGAUGAGCCAGGUACUGAGAACCAAGAAGCUUGCCAGCGGUAUGAAGUCAUGCAGUGUUUCACUGUGUCACAGCCAAAGUCAAUUCAAGAGGAUGGAGAAGAUUUCCAAUCAUGUUUGAUUUGUAUUGCACGACGAUUACCUCGGCCUCCAACUAUUACGGGUGUAGAAUCCUUUAUGACCAAGCAAGAUACUACAGGUAAAAUCAUCUCUAUUGAUACCAGUUCCCUGAGAGCUGCUGGCAGAACUGGCUGGGAAGAUUUAGUGAGGAAGUGCAUUUACGCUUUUUUCCAACCUCAGGGCAGAGAGCCAUCUUACGCCAGACAACUCUUUCAAGAAGUGAUGACUCGUGGCACUGCCUCCAGCCCAUCCUAUAGAUUCAUAUUGAAUGAUGGGACAAUGCUUAGCGCCCACACCAAGUGUAAACUUUGCUAUCCUCAAAGUCCAGACAUGCAGCCUUUCAUCAUGGGAAUUCAUAUCAUCGACAGGGAACACAGUGGGCUUUCUCCUCAAGAUGACACUAAUUCUGGAAUGUCAGUUCCCCGAGUAAACCCCUCGGUCAAUCCUAGUAUCUCUCCAGCUCAUGGAGUGGCCCGUUCAUCCACAUUGCCACCAUCUAACAGCAACAUGGUAUCCACCAGAGUAAACCGCCAACAGAGCUCAGACCUUCAUAGCAGCAGUCAUAGUAAUUCUAGCAACAGCCAAGGGAGUUUUGGAUGCUCACCUGGAAAUCAGAUUGUAGCCAAUGUUGCCUUAAACCAGGGACAGGCCACUUCCCAGGGUAGUAAUCCCUCCUUAAACCUCAAUAAUUCUCCGAUGGAAGGUACAGGAAUAUCCCUAGCACAGUUCAUGUCUCCAAGGAGACAGGUCUCUUCUGGAUUGACAACAAGGUCCAGGAUGCCGAACAAUUCAUUUCCUCCUAAUAUUCCAUCAUUAAACUCCCCAGUUGGCAUGACAAGUAGUGCCUGUAAUAAUAGUAACCGAUCUUACUCAAACAUCCCAGUACCAUCUUUACAGGGUAUAAAUGAAGGACCCAGUAACUCUGUCGGCUUCUCUGCCAGUUCUCCAGUUCUCAGGCAGAUGAGCUCACAGAAUUCACCUAGCAGAUUAAAUAUACAACCAGCAAAAGCUGAGUCCAAAGAUAACAAAGAGAUUGCAUCCAUGUUAAAUGAGAUGAUUCAGUCUGACAACAGCUCUAGUGAUGGCAAACCUCUGGAUUCAGGACUUCUACAUAACAGUGACAGACUCUCAGAUGGAGACAGUAAGUACGCUCAGACCAGUCACAAGCUGGUCCAGCUUCUGACGACGACGGCAGAGCAGCAGCUGCGCCAUGCUGACAUAGACACAAGUUGCAAAGAUGUGCUGUCCUGCUCUGGCACUUCCAGCUCUGGCUCUGCUAACUCCUCAGGAGGUGCUUGCCCCUCCUCUCAUAGCUCCCUGACCGAGCGGCACAAAAUCCUGCACCGACUCUUACAGGAGGGGAGCCCCUCCGAUAUCACCACUCUGUCUGUGGAGCCUGACAAAAAGGACAGCGCGUCUGCUUGUGUGUCAGUGACUGGGCAGGCCCAAGGAAGCACUGCUAUCAAACUAGAACUGGAUGCUUCCAAGAAAAAAGAAUCGAAAGACCACCAGCUCCUCCGCUACCUGUUAGACAAAGAUGAGAAGGAUUUAAGAUCAACUCCAAACCUGAGCCUGGACGACGUAAAGGUGAAAGUGGAGAAGAAAGAACAGAUGGAGCCUUGUAACACGAACCCACCCGCCAUGACCAAACCUGCCCCCGAGGAAAUUAAGCUGGAGUCCCAGAGCCAGUUUACAGCUGACCUUGACCAGUUUGAUCAGUUACUGCCCACGUUGGAGAAGGCAGCACAGUUGCCAGGUUUGUGUGAGACAGACAGGAUGGAUGGUGCGGUCACCAGUGUAACCAUCAAAUCGGAGAUCCUGCCAGCUUCGCUGCAGUCCACCACUGCCAGACCCACUUCCAGGCUCACUAGGUUACCUGAGCUGGAGUUGGAAGCAAUUGAUAACCAAUUUGGACAGCCAGGAACAGGCGAUCAGAUUCCAUGGGCAAACAAUACAGUGGCUGUAAAUCAGAAUAAGCCAGAAGACCAGGGUAUUAGUUCGCAGCUGGAUGAGCUCCUGUGCCCGCCAACAACAGCAGAAGGAAGGAACGACGAGAAGGCUCUUCUUGAGCAGCUGGUGUCCUUUCUCAGCGGCAAGGAUGAGACUGAGCUGGCCGAGCUGGACAGAGCUCUGGGCAUUGACAAGCUUGUCCAGGGCGGUGGCUUAGACGUGUUAUCUGACAGAUUUCCACCUCAACAAGCAGCAGCACCUUUGAUGAUGGAAGAGAGACCCAACCUUUAUUCGCAGCCGUACUCCUCUCCUUCCCCGACCGCCAGUCUCCCUAGCCCUUUUCAAGGCAUGGUGAGGCAGAAGCCUUCGCUGGGGACUAUGCCUGUCCAGGUGACCCCUCCGCGAGGGGCGUUUUCUCCCGGCAUGGCCAUGCAGCCCAGGCAGACUCUCAGCCGACCUCCGGCUGCUCCUAACCAACUGCGACUUCAGCUACAACAGAGGUUACAGGGGCAACAGCAGUUGAUACAUCAAAAUCGGCAAGCCCUCUUAAAUCAGUUUGCAGCAACAGCUCCUGUUGGCAUCAAUAUGCGAUCAGGCAUGCAGCAACAAAUGACACCUCAGCCACCCCUGAAUGCGCAGAUGUUAGCGCAGCGACAGCGGGAAUUGUACAGUCAACAGCACCGACAGAGGCAGCUAAUUCAGCAGCAAAGAGCCAUGCUCAUGAGGCAGCAGAGUUUUGGGAACAAUCUCCCUCCCUCAUCUGGACUGCCAGUUCAAAUGGGGAACCCCCGUCUUCCUCAGGGUGCUCCACAGCAGUUCCCCUACCCACCAAACUAUGCCACAAAUCCAGGCACCCCGCCCGCUUCUACCAGCCCAUUUUCACAGCUGGCAGCAAAUCCGGAAGCAUCCUUGGCCAACCGCAACAGCAUGGUGAACAGAGGCAUGGCAGGAAACAUGGGAGGACAGUUUGGCACUGGAAUCAAUCCUCAGAUGCAGCAGAAUGUCUUCCAGUAUCCAGGAUCAGGAAUGGUUCCCCAAAGUGAGGCCAACUUUGCUCCAUCUCUAAGCCCUGGGAGCUCCAUGGUGCCGAUGCCAAUCCCUCCUCCACAGAGCUCUCUGCUCCAGCAGACCCCACCUGCCUCUGGAUACCAGUCACCAGACAUGAAGGCCUGGCAGCAAGGAGCCAUGGGGAACAACAAUGUGUUCAGUCAAGCUGUCCAGAACCAGCCCGCACCUGCACAGCCUGGAGUUUACAACAACAUGAGCAUCACCGUGUCCAUGGCAGGUGGAAACACAAGUGUUCAGAACAUGAAUCCAAUGAUGGGCCAGAUGCAGAUGAGCUCUUUGCAGAUGCCAGGGAUGAACGCCGUGUGCCCUGAGCAGAUAAAUGAUCCAUCCCUGAGACACACAGGCCUCUACUGCAACCAGCUGUCAUCCACUGACCUUCUCAAAACAGAACCAGAUGGAACCCAGCAGGUGCAACAGGUUCAGGUGUUUGCUGACGUCCAGUGUACAGUGAAUCUGGUAGGCGGGGACCCUUACCUGAACCAGCCUGGUCCACUGGGAGCUCAAAAGCCCACGUCAGGACCACAGACCCCCCAGGCCCAGCAGAAGAGCCUCCUUCAGCAGCUACUGACUGAAUAACCACUUUUAAAGGAAUGUGAAAUUUAAAUAAUAGACAUACAGAGAUAUACAAAUAUAUUAUAUAUUUUUCUGAGAUUUUUGAUAUCUCAAUCUGCAGCCAUUCUUCAGGUCAUAGCAUUUGGAGUAAAUAAAAAAAAAGAAAAAAAGGAGUUCACUUUUGUUGGGAGAUUGAGAGAUGUUUUUGUUUCUUUCUUUGUAAAAGCCUUGGAUAUUGAAAAAAAUACCAAGGCAGAACAGUUGGACAAUCUAUUUCUUGAGCCAAAUUUAAUUAUUCUUAUUUUUGUAAUUAGUCAUUGGCUUCUUAUCUGGAUGAAGGCUUUUGGAGGAUAACCAAAACGACAAGUUCCAAGGGGAAGAUGAGGCUCUGCCUCUGCCGGCCCGGUCCCGACCCUGCCCGGGAAGAAGGGCCUGUGCGGCUUCGCCUGCGUCCACCCACCAAAGGCUGGCACAAUUCUGAAAUCCACAGUCCUCCCCCAUCCCAACCCAGGCAGCUCGUGUGUACAAUCAGCUUCUUCUAGCAACUUCGUAUCUGUUGGCUACAAGAGAAUAUUUUGCCUCCAAAUAUGUACCCCUCCUCCUUUUUUUAAAGAUGGAUUUAAACCAAGAUGCCUCCAGGAAAAGAGGAAGAAAUGAGUAUAUUCACAGAGGAAUCCAAAAAAAUACAGUUUGGGGAAAAAUGCAAUAAUUUUUGAUGAGAUGGUUGAAGGACAAGAAGUGAGUUCUGUCAAUUAUUGUAGAUACAUACUUUCUGAUUAAAUCUGGAAUAAAAGGCAGCCUGUUCUUUCUGCUUUUAUUGUAUUAACAGCUGAGGUAGCUGAAGUUAUUUAAAAUAAAAUUAAAUUUAUGAUUCAGGUAGCUUAUUUUCCCUUUAAAUCUCACUGUAAAUAUAUUUGAUUUCUUGUAGAGAUUGAUUUCCUUCUGUUUAAUUUUAUGCUUUUAUUAUCAUACUCUUGAUUUUUCUAAAUUUGUGUGUGAAAUAUAACGUUGAUUGAAUUGCAGUUACAUUUGGCUAGUAAUAUUUUGUUAUUUUAAUAACUGUGAUAUCAUGUAUGGAUUUACUUUGGGGUUCAAAUCAAAUGCCACUGCCAGAAAGCGCUGUUCCAGCUGAGCUAGAGCAGACUGGCCGAGCGUCCCUGGGACCACCUGGCCAGGAUGCACAGGCUACUUGUACAGAGAAAAAUUCAUACUCAAAGAAAAUCUGCAUUUUUUUAGAUUGACUUUGGGAAUUUUAAUUUUCAUCAGUGCAAAUACAAAUUUCUCUAUCCCUGUUCUGGGGCUCAUUGGUACCGUGUUUUCCCUUUGUGUCUUGUCACUCUGCCACAUCCCAUCUCACCCUGGCCUGAGUCAAGGACCCAGUGAACUGACUUUCUAGUUCUAGAAGUUGCACUGCCAGGCCAGGAAAGCUGGAGAGGGCAUUGUGGAAGAAGCAGAGGUGGACCCCAGUCUCAGCGCGGUCCGCAUCCC